GCCGCUAACAACAUCAGUCGCCGCGAAUGCGUCUGCUGCUGGUGUACGGGUGGCUCGGGUCUGAGUUCAUUUUCAGCCACCGCGUCCCCAAAUCCAUCAGCACCCACACACGUCCACAAUCCGCAAGCGAAAACGGCAAUACACAGCGCAUGAUGUCACUAUGAUUUGGAACUAUCGAAUAGAAUGAAGCUUGGGUGCGAUAGAGCAGGUCACUGUGCUACGUGCUAUAUGUGUUGCAUGUCUGUUGGCUUUAAGUUCAUGCAUUCCCAGCUUAAAUCUGCCGAUAAAGACACGCUUAUGAAUGCGCCUGGAAAGGCGCAUCAAAAGCUAACGUACUGUCGUUCUGAGCCUAAUCAGACCACAUCAGGCUUGACCCUUAUGGUACUUUUUCAGCGCUGCAACUGUGUGUGGGGUGAAGCACUUCUUGUCUGGUUACAUCAAUCUUAUAGAGGGCCCAAGCAAAGAUUAGCCCUGUACGCAUCAGACAUGGCUGUGCAUGAGCGAAAAUUAACUCCAUCUUACGGUUCAAUAUUUCUUGUCAUUACGAUGGUGGGCGGGAUAGAGUUAAUGUCAUCUGUCUAUAUUCUAAACGCUUGCAAGAAGGGGAAGGGGGAUAUUUUAACGACGUACGUUUACACAUGGAGGACUUUGGACAGGCAGGGGAGACAAGCACCUGGACAGAGCGAGACUGAGGAACAGAGGGACAGACAGAGGGACAGAGGACGCGAAAAAAAAUGAGGCGCACGUCCCCAACUAUAUUUAACCCAACAAUAUCCCACUCUCUCUCCAUUCCCUUCCCGCAGGCCUAAUAAUCAUGGCUAAUUUCUGAUAUUAUAUAUAUAUAUU
Molecule: messenger RNA, 846 nt
Organism: Williopsis jadinii
Lineage: Eukaryota; Fungi; Ascomycota; Saccharomycetes; Phaffomycetales; Wickerhamomycetaceae
Exons: 2
Coding region: 184-738 (184 amino acids)
Source: RefSeq, a predicted model, not a curated record